Messenger RNA from Passer domesticus (house sparrow), 4078 nucleotides. It is a transcript of the gene RUSC1, whose product is annotated as RUN and SH3 domain containing 1. The coding region runs from base 14 to 3538 and encodes 1174 amino acids. Gene Ontology annotation, molecular function: protein binding. Lineage: Eukaryota; Metazoa; Chordata; Aves; Passeriformes; Passeridae. Gene Ontology annotation, cellular component: cytoplasmic vesicle. The record is from RefSeq and is a predicted model, not a curated record. The transcript has 10 exons.
UGGCGGGGAGGGGAUGCCGGUACCGCCCCGGUGCCCCCCGGGCUGGGGGUGCCCGCAGCACCGCCCCUGCCGCCGCUGGGGCGGGACCGGGCGGCUCCUCCCUCCCUGCCUGCCUCCCGCAGCCGCAUUCGCCGCCGCAGCGCCGAGGGAGCUGGAUGGUGUGAAGAGAGGAGCUGCUGGCCUCUCCUGGGAGCCCCAGCGCUUCCCGCGAGGCAGCACCAUGCUGGCUCCAAAGAAAGGCCUCCUGUGCAACCUCAACCACAUCCACCUGCAGCACAUCUCGCUGGGGCUGCACCUCUCCCGGCACCCCGAGCUGCAGGACGGCUCCACGGCUGCGGGAGAGCAGACGGGCUGCACGCAGUGCCCGGAGAACCGGGAGCCGGUGGAUGCCAAUUCCAACAACGCCUCGGUGAAAUGCCGCUGCUGCCAGUCCCACCCCGCCGAGCCGGAGCCGCUGGGGCUGCAGAACCAAGAGGAUUUCCCCUGCCUGCACAGCGGAGACGAGGAGGAGGCGGCUUCCCCUUGUGAUCCCCCUUGUGAUCUGGCUUCUUCCUCCUCCUCCUCCUCCUCCUCUGUCAGUAGCUGCUCGGAUUUCAGCUUGGAUGACUCCCCGGUCUCGGUGUACUGCAAGGAGUUCGCCAGAGCAGAGUCCCAGUCCCCUGACAAGCAGCUGAACGUCAUUGCCACAGAAAACGCCUGGCAUGGAGAGGCCCUGGCUGAUGGAGACGCUCUGGCUGAUGGAGAGGACCGGGCUGAUGAGGAAUCUCUGGCUGAUGGGGAAGCUCUGGCUGAUGGAAAGGCUCUGGCUGAUGGGGAAGCUCUGGCUGACCAGCACAGGACGUGCCACGGGAGAGAUGCCAACCACAACUCCCCGGUGCCCCUGAGAGCCACGGCGGCGGCCAGCAAGAGCCCAGACAGCCUCUGCAGCAACAACUCGCUCGAUUCCCACUGCGACGAGCUCUCUCCCGGCACCGCAGCACCGGAGACCACCGGCCCCUGCGCCGACCUCGACCCCAACUGCAACCCCCUCCCCGAGCCCGACGCCGCGCCCCCCGCUCCGCCGCCCGUGCCGGAGCGGCGGGAUGCCGCCAUCCCGAGCAGCGCUCCGCAGCCGCGGCCCCGGCCCGGGGGGCUCCCCCCGCCCGUGCCCCCCCGGCCCCGGCGGCGGCUGCAGGUCCUGAACGCGCACAGAGCCGAGCAGCCCCAGGCCGGCCCGGGCGAGCUGUGCAGAGACGCGGCCACCAAGACCAUCACCUCCUUCCACGAGCUGGCCCAGAGGAGGAAGAGGAACGCGGCUGGGCCCACGCUGGCCCAGGCCAGGGUUGAUCGCAGUGACUGGCUCAUCGUGUUCUCGCCUGACACGGAGCUGCCCCCCAGCAGCGAGCUGCUCUCGGGCACGGCGGGCCAGGAGCGGCCCCAGCCCCAGCCCCAGCCGCAGCAGGACGGGCCAGCCCGGCCUCCCGGCUCCAGGCAGAGAGAGGUGACCACGUUCAAGGAGCUGCGGUCCCGCAGUGCCGCCCGGCAGCCCAAGGGCCAGCGGGCAGAGCCGGCCCAGCACCCGCCCGUGCCCCCCGUGCCCCCCGCAUCCCUGGGGGGGACACCGCUGCUGGCACCCAGCGACGGCCACCAGCCGAGAAGGAGAGCCCGGCCCAGCCUGCAGCCCAUCGCGGAGGGGCAGCCCAGGGAUGUGGAGACGGGGGGGCUGCCCCCAGGGGAGAAGGGGCUGGGCGCUGCCCCGCUCCGCAGGCUCGGGGGGCCCGGCGGGGACCCCGCGGUGCCACGGGCGGCCCAGCGAGGAGACGAGACCCGCACGGGGGCCAGGCCCGAGCCGCUCGUCCCCGGAGCCGCCGCUGGAGCCGCCGCUGGAGCCGCCGGGCCCGGCGGGGGAAGAGCGGAGGGGCCCCAUGGCGAGCAAACCAAAGCGCUGCUGGUCGCCGUCAGCUCCGCCGUGGACAAGGUCAUCGCCCACUUCAGCACGGCCCGGAACCUGGUGCAGAAGGCCCAGCUGGGGGACAGCCGGCUCAACCCUGACGUGGGCUACCUGCUGCUGCACACGCUGUGCCCCGCGCUCUGCGCCCUGGUGGAGGACGGGCUGAAGCCCUUCCAGAAGGACGUGAUCACGGGCCAGAGGAAAAACUCCCCCUGGAGCGUGGUGGAAGCCUCGGUGAAGACAGGCCCCGGCAGCCGCUCCCUGCACGCCCUGUGCUGGCACGUGGCCGGGCUGGCCCCGCUCAGCAGCCCCCGGCAGAAGUUCCACGCCUUCAUCCUCGGCCUUCUGAACAUUAAACAGCUGGAGUUGUGGAUAUCUCAGCUGCAGAAGAGCCCAGGUGUGAUCUCCGUGCUUUACUCACCCACGGCCUUCUUUGCCCUGAGCCAAGGCCCUCUCCCCCACCUUGCUGACGAGCUCCUGCUGCUCAUCCAGCCCCUCUCGGUGCUGACCUUCCACCUGGACUUGCUCUUUGAGCACCACCACCUCUCCGUGGACGUGCGGCCCCUGUCGCGCCGGCUGGAGUCCCCGCUGUCCCCUGGCUGUCCCCCCGUCCCUGCGCGGGGGUCCCUGGGGCUGCACAGCGCUGCUGCAGGGCACAGCCUGCAGGAUGAGCCCCCCCCCGAUGCUCUGGGCAGGGUGGGGGGCGCGGGGGGCCGGUGCCAGGCGCCCGUGGGUGGGCUGGUGCCUGCCCCCCCGGUGGGGGCUGCCCUGCAGCAAACCUUGCAGCAGGUGCUGCGCUGGGGCGACCAGCUGGGCCGCAGCUUGCUGGGCUCUGACAGCCCCCCGCAGGGCCCCGGGCCCCGGGAGGGCUCUGCGGGCACUGGGGCUGGCCUCGGGGGCUGCUGGGGCCAGCUGAGCCAGAGCUCCAGGGUUUACACCGCUCCCAGCAAGGACCGGUUCCCCUCGGUGUGGUGGACGAAGCUGCGGGCGGCGGGGGAGCCCAGCCCGGGCCAGGCUGGGCAGUGCCCCACGUCCAGCGAGCCCAGGGGCACGGAGCUGCAGCUCCUUCAGACCAAAGCUGGCCCUGAGCCCUCCGUCCCAAAGCCCAGCGGCAGCACGGACACCUCGGGCACCUCUUCCCCUGAAGAUCUCUUCUUGCCCGCUGGAAGCGGAGCGCUCACCAAGCUGGAGGAUCCCAGUGCUGGAAGGAACCCCCUGGCUGCUCCCCCGGAGCCUCCUGGCAGCAGGAACCCGGCAGCAGCCCCUGGGCCAGGCGGGGGCGAUCCUCCCGCUGCUGGCAGGGGCAGCUGGCUGGGCUGGCUCUUCGGAGCCACCAGCCCUGCGUGCAGGAGCUUCCCCAGCAGCCCUGACAGCGCCGCGGCCACGUCCAGGAGGCCGUCCCGCUGGCUGGCCCCCGGGCCCCGGGCCCUGGCCGGGCUGCUGCGGGCCCUGGCACCCGACGGGAGCCGCGCUCCGGAGCAGCCGGGCAGGACCCUGCCCGCCCCGGCCCCGGCCCCCGCCCCCGCCCCGGGCCGCAGGGGUGACAUUUGUGGUGCAGGGCAGUCCGGGUACUGUGUGACCACACGGGCACGGCCGAAGGGCACCUGAGCUUCCACAAAGGGGACGUCCUGGAGCUGCUCUGCACCGUGGAUGAGGACUGGAUCCGCUGCUGCCAUGGAAACAGCACCGGCCUCGUUCCCGUUGGUUACACAUCCCUGAUUUUGUGAGGAGGAGGAGGAGGAGGAGGAGGAGGAAGGGCCCUGAGGAAGCGGCUGAGCUCUCCGGAGCGGGUGCCAGCUCGGGGAGGGGAUGUCUCCUGCCACCUCCAGAGCUUCGCCACCUCCGGGGCUGGCAGCAGCUCCCAGGGGACCCUGCCCCGUGCCUGUCACUGCUGCAUGGCGUCACCGUCUGCCACCGUGUCCCCCGGCCCCCCCUGGCAGCUCGGGGCUCCUCAGCUGCUGCCCACCCCGUGCCAGGGCGGGGACGGCUCCUGCCCCUGCCCCGUGUCGCCUCCGUGCCAUCGUGUCCUGCCACCGCUGCCACCUCCCCGUGCCCUGCCCUGCCCGGGGCUGUCCCAGCACUCUGUGAAUAUCUGUAACCACGGGAAUGAGAGGGAAAAGCUGGAAAUAAAUAAAGGUUGUGACUCUC